Xylona heveae TC161 is the source of this 303-nucleotide messenger RNA. RefSeq lists its product as hypothetical. The record is from RefSeq and is a predicted model, not a curated record. Bases 27 to 290 code for a protein of 87 amino acids. The transcript has a single exon. NCBI's taxonomy places the organism in Eukaryota, Fungi, Ascomycota, Xylonomycetes, Xylonales, Xylonaceae.
CAUUCUCAGACAAUCUCUCUGUUUUCAUGAUCGGUUUGGAACUAGUUGAAGCGCGUGGAGAAAAGGAAACAGGUGGUCUCUUUUCCCAAAGGAUUUUGAUCACAUUCGUCUCUUUGCCGCUACUAGUUCCAGAUGAUCCUUUUCAAUUUCCUUUUCUCAUGUUUUGUUUGACCUUUCUUUUACGUUCCGUAGCCAGGACAAGGAUCUCAUUCAGAGCAGCGAAGCGUGAUCGUUACCCCAUCGUCGAAAGACGCAUACAGCUGCAGCAAUGCGUAUUGGAAUCCAGAUGAUCUAAGUCCCGGU